Paramuricea clavata is the source of this 835-nucleotide messenger RNA. NCBI's taxonomy places the organism in Eukaryota, Metazoa, Cnidaria, Anthozoa, Malacalcyonacea, Plexauridae. The record is from the annotation of a GenBank genome assembly.
AUGGAUUGUGGCAUUGGAAACAGUCGGAGGUAUAUUAACGUGACCAACAUUGCAGAAAUCCUUGAAGAACACAAACCUGGUCUUGCUAGCCCGGAUAUCAUGCUUUUACUGGAUGUGAUUUUACGUCAGCUUUUUAUAGGUAAGCACCUAAAUUAUUGGUUAUUUCACUUUUGGUAAAAUAUCUGUUAAAUAUUAUACAAACCAACCGAACUACAUUAAGAUAGAGAAAAAUAUGCAUUAUGAUAAAUAAAUGCAUUGGUCGAUAACAAUUGAGACCAACAUGAAUGUUUAACUCAAUUUUUUUAUUUGACUUUUCAGGAAAGGCAAAAGUAAACCUCUGUCCAUAAUUGAAAAUGACCAAUCAGGCUCCUACGUUAACCUCUUUAUUGAUAUGGGUGACCGGAAUAGUGAUGUUGACCUGCACAUCGCAUCAGAAUUUGUAUGUCGUAUAUAUGCUGUAACCAAGACAAAAGAUGUCAAUGAAGCCCGAUACCAGAAACUCAUACAAAUGACUGGCAAAGUUGAUCAGGUAAUCAUGGUCAAAGGACAAAAAAUAUAACUUAUAAAAGUUUGAUAAUGCCCUUCGUAUUUGUCUAUUUUGACAUGCAAACAAUAAAUUUGUCAAGAAAAUCAUACUCAUAAACAAUGUAAACCUAGCUAUUCCAAAAGCUUUCUGUCAUGUCAUUGAUUCACUUUUAGAAUGAUCCGCUGGCAAAUAUCAAACGGAUAGACUGUUCUUUGCUGCCACCUUCUUUGCCAGCCCUUAUGAUGAAAAUUCGGCGAACGCAAUAUGUCACAGCAAUGUGGACAAUUUGUCACCAACAGAUUAUGGGUG